AUGGACGAAAUGAUUGAAGCUUCAAGAAAUUGGAUUAAAAAUUUGAAAUCAAUCAAAUCAUAAUAAUUUUAAUUUUAUGAUGAAAUAGAAUGUCUAAUACAUUCCAAAUAGAAUAUGGAAAUAGAAUAAAUAGCUCAAGAAAUAAAAACAUUGAAUAAAUCCUGGAUUCCAAAGUUUCAAAAAAAAUUAAAAUUUUUUUCCUCCUUUUCCCCUUAUCCUGAUUGCAAAAAUAUAUUGAACAAUUUGACAGAGGAUAUAAAGAAUUUAGGAAACUAAGUUGGUCCUAAAAAGUAAGAAUAAUAACGGGUAGGGAUCGAACAGAUUUCUCAGAAUAAAGUCAAAAAUUCAUAUGAAAUCCCCAAAGAUAUUGUAGGGCCCCCAUUGCUUCCUAAAUCUUAAACCUGUUAUGUUCCAACAUAUAUAAAUAAUCCUACAGAAAAACCCACAUAUUAUCAUAAUUAAAAACCUCAAAAUUAUGAAUAGAAACCUUAUGUCUAUUAUCAAUAGUAUGAAUAGAAACCUUAAGUUUAACCCUAAAAGAUUCCAUAAAAUCCUACAGUCUAAUCCUUAGGGUAUCCAUAGAAUCCUUAAGUCUAAUCUCUAGGGUAUCCUCCUUCUAAACCUUAAGAUUAUAAUAAUUUACAAUAUUCAACUAAACCUAACAAAUAUUGGUGUGAGAAAUUAAUAUGA
Paramecium tetraurelia is the source of this 690-nucleotide messenger RNA. RefSeq lists its product as uncharacterized. The transcript has a single exon. NCBI's taxonomy places the organism in Eukaryota, Ciliophora, Oligohymenophorea, Peniculida, Parameciidae. The record is from RefSeq and is a predicted model, not a curated record.